AAACAAAAAAAAAAACAGUGAAAAUAAACUAGAAAUCGUUUGCCCUCUCGGGCUGCCGUAGAAAACCCGUGACGUUGUCGUAGUUACGAGAGCUGGAGAAUAAUCUCCACAGAGGUGUGCGCAGAGCCCGGCAUCCCUGUCGAGCGGUUUAUCCUUCACUGCUUCUUUCCUCAGACACAAAAUGGCAGCGCAGAAAAUAACCGAGGCGCACGAGCACAUCGCCAAAGCGGAGAAAUGCUUAAAGACCAGCAUGACAAAGUGGAAGCCGGACUACGAUAGAGCUGCGUCUGAGAUGGCCAAAGCUGCUGUGGCUUUCAAAAAUGCUAAGCAGUUUGAGCAAGCAAAGGACGCAUACCUGAAGGAGGCAGAGUACCACACGGAGAACAAAGCAUUGUUCCAUGCUGCAAAGGCGAUUGAGCAAGCAGGCAUGAUGCUGAAGGAUAUGAAGCGACUCCCGGAGGCUGUUGAACUAAUUGAGAAAGCCAGCGUGAUGUACGUGGAGAAUGGAACAUCAGGAACUGCAGGCAUAGCUUUGGACAGAGCCGGCAAACUUAUUGAACCGAUGGAUCUGGAGAAAGCAGUGGACUUGUAUCAGAAAGCUGCAUCUGUUUUUGAGAACGAGGACCGACUCAGACAGGCUGCGGAGCUGCUGGGAAAAGCGUCCAGACUCCUGGUGCGACUGCGCAGGCUGGACGACGCAGCUGUCUCUCUGCAGAAAGAGAAAAACAUGUACAGGGAGAUUGAGAAUUACCCCACUUGCUUUAAGAAAACCAUAGCACAAGUGCUGGUCCAUCUCCAUCGUGGUGACUUUGUAGCAGCGGAUAAGUGUGUGAAAGAGAGUUACAGUCUUCCUGGGUUCAGUAGCAGUGAGGACUGUGUUGCGAUGGAGACGUUACUGGCGGGUUAUGAUGAGCAAGACGAGGAGCAUCUGUUUCUUGUGUGUAACUCGCCUCUUCUCAAGUACAUGGACAACGACUAUGCAAAGCUGGCCAUCUCUCUGAAAGUACCUGGAGGAGGGGGGAAGAAGAAGAAAGCUCCCAGUGCUCCACAGGGGGGCGCUUCAGGAGCGCAGGCUGCAGAGGAUGAGGAUGAGUACGAAGGAGGGCUGUGUUAGAUUAAUCUGGGAAACGUCAGCACUUCCAUGUGCACCUGAGCGAGAAAGAGAGUGACGGAGAAAAGAAGAGAGCGUAUAAAUUAUAGAGAACGGUACAAGAAUAACAAAACAUACAGUAUCUCACAAAAGUGAGUACACCCCUCACAUUUUUGUAAAUAUUUGAUUAUAUCGUUUCAUGUGACAACACUGAAGAAAUGACACUUUGCUACAAUGUAAAGUAGUGAGUGUACAGCUUGUGUAACAGCGUAAAUUUGCUGUCCCUUCAAAAUAACUCAACACACAGCCAUUAAUGUCUAAACCGCUGGCAACAAAAGUGAGUUCACCCCUAAGUGAAAAUGCCCAAAUUUACACUGUUACACAAGCUGUACACUCACUACUUUACAUUGUAGCAAAGUGUCAUUUCUUCAGUAUUGUCACAUUAAA
Molecule: messenger RNA, 1537 nt
Organism: Ictalurus furcatus (blue catfish)
Lineage: Eukaryota; Metazoa; Chordata; Actinopteri; Siluriformes; Ictaluridae
Gene: napgb
Product: N-ethylmaleimide-sensitive factor attachment protein, gamma b
Exons: 12
Coding region: 182-1114 (310 amino acids)
Biological process (GO): intracellular protein transport
Cellular component (GO): SNARE complex; vacuolar membrane
Molecular function (GO): syntaxin binding; soluble NSF attachment protein activity
Source: RefSeq, a predicted model, not a curated record